Messenger RNA from Cooperia oncophora, 168 nucleotides. The record is from the annotation of a GenBank genome assembly. Lineage: Eukaryota; Metazoa; Nematoda; Chromadorea; Rhabditida; Trichostrongylidae.
AUGGCUGCUGAAGCCGAAGCAGCUCGAGAAGCUCGAGCAAAAGUAGUCGCAGCUGAAGGAGAGACAAAAAGCUUCUCGUGCGUUGAAGGAAGCAGCGGAUGUUAUCCAAGCAAAUCCAGUCGCUUUACAACUUCGGCAUCUACAGGCGCUCAACAGCAUCGCGGCUGA